UAGUUUACCUGCAGUGUCGCAGGAAGGCGCAGAGACGGGCGGCUGGCUGGAUUCCUUCCUUCCGUGUCCCGUGAAGUAGUCAGGAAUAGUUGGAAUUCCAGGGGCGAACCUCGGCCCGGAGACAGACGCGACGCCAUGAGCUUUCACGGCUCGCAGACGGGGCUCAACCGGCGACUGUCGGACCGUCGCUUCCCGCCCGGCGACUUCACGGCCCGCAGCGACGGACAGGUCGAGGGCUUCCCGCCCUUACACCAGCAGUACGCGGGAGUCGGAGGGUCACAUCUGGCCGGAACCCAGAUGUAUGGGACGGUGGGAGGUAGAAGCGAGACCCAGCACACCAUCACCAAACAACGCUCGCUCUAUAGCCCCAGGAACUCCCGCACCUACGACUUGAUCGAGCAAUCCCAGAACGUCAGUGUUAUGGAUUUGCUGAAGACCCGCCAUAAUAUCAGCCUUGAACUAACAGAAAAUUGUGCACUUAAACUUAGUGAAGCAGAGAAGAUGCUGCAACAGGAUUUGAAUGCUUUUGAUCGUGGUCACCUUGGGAGAUACAGACACCAGAUUGAUGCAUUGUUAAGAGGUGCUGGUGAUGACCUAGCAAACAUUGAAGACAACAUUGUAGAUUUACACCGUAAUCGGUACCCCACUGAGGCACUGCAAACUAGUGUGUUUCGUCUCCGAAGUCAGAUGCGUAUUAUUGCGAAAACCAUCUCUGAUCGAUGGACAGAACGUUCCAAGUCAAUGUAUAACAUCAACCAGAGAUACACAGAUUCCUGGGAUGAAGAGCUGUCAAGGUCGACCAGUGAGCUGUUCAGCUGGUUAAAACAGCAAAAGCUUCUUUUAGAUUCUCAAGAAUGGGGUGUGGAUGCAACCUCGGUAGAGCAACACAUGAAUAAUCACAAAAGAUACCAUAAGAGCCUCGAAGAAGCUCGCAGGAAAAUAGAUAAAAUCAAAGCGGAACAGUAUGACAACCAUUCUAGCAACUACAGGGAUGCCAUUGAAGCAAUAGAAAGUGAAUAUGAAAGUAUGUUGAAAGCUUCAGAGGACAGAUUUGAUCAACUGAGAAAGUUUCAGGACAUCAUUCAGGCCACCUCCAAUGAGAUUAUGUGGAUCAAUGACCGUGAGGAAGAAGAACUUGUCUAUGAUUGGAGUGAUAAGAACACAAACAUGGCUCAGAAACAAGAAAUGUUCUCAAUACUGAUGAGCCAGUUGGAAGAAAAAGAAAAGCGGUUAAACAGACUCAAACAAGAAGGUGACCAGCUAGUAGCAAAUAAUCAUCCCGCAUCUGACAAGAUUGAGGCUUACAUUGAUACUUUGCAGACCCAGUGGAGUUGGAUUCUCCAGCUUACCAAAUGCAUUGAGGUCCAUCUGAAGGAGAAUUCCAAUUACUUUCAGUUUUUCGAGGAUGCACAAGUAACUGAAAACUCUCUGAAGAAAAUGCAGGAUUCCCUAAGAAAGAAAUAUGUCUGUGAUAGGUCAACAUCACUGCAGCAAUUGGAGAAGAUGAUUACAGAAUCCGAGAAAGAUAAGGAGAAAAUCCAUGAAUACAAAAGACAGGUGUCAAACUUGGUCAACAAGUCAAAGAAAAUAGUGCAACUAAAACCACGCAAUCCAUCUACUGCUAUUGACCAACGGGGUCCAAACCAAAUCAUUCUCAAGGCUCUUUGUGACUACAAACAGGAUCAGAGAGUUGUCCAUAGAGGAAAUGAAUGCAUCUUAUUGGAUAACUCUCAACGCAGCAAGUGGAGGGUGAUUGGACCAGGUGGAAUGGAAAUGGAAGUUCCAUCUAUUUGUCUUCUCAUCCCACCUCCAAACCCUGGUGCAAUUGAUCUUGCAAACAAAAUUGAUCAGUACUACGAGGCUAUCCUUUCUCUAUGGAACCAACUGUACAUUAAUAUGAAGAGCUUGAUUUCUUGGCAAUACUGCAUGAUAGAUAUUGAAAAGAUACAGAGUUGGACCAUAUCUGUGUUACGAACAAUGUCUCGGGAGGAUUAUGAGUUAGUUCUCAAAAACUUGGAAAAGAACUUUAAAGCUUUCCAGGCAUACAGUAAGGAUUCGCAAUACUUCUCUGAUGCAGACAAGCAUAAAUUGGAAAAUGAAUUUGGCUCCAGCAAGAAGCGCUAUGUGAACAUGGUAACCACUCUGGAAGAAGAGAGAACUAGUGUGCAAGGUCCAACACAGGUGGUAAUACCACCACAAGUACUACCAAGGGUGGACAUGAAUUUCCAGCAAGAACUCCAGAAGAUACGUCAUCGUUUGGAGGUGAAUGAAAACAAAAUGAUGGAAAAAAUACAUCUCCUCAUUGAUUCAAAUGCACAGGAGGAGUUUGCACAGAGAACGUCCGAGUUGGAGUCUUUACAAGAUCAGUUGAAUACAAUUGACGACGACUUUAUCAGCCUUCAGAGUAGGUGGUAUCAAUCACCAAAUGCAUCAUGCAAUCAGAAGACUUACUUUGAAACAGAAUUUAGCCGAAUAAGCCAAAGAUUGAAGAACAGCAGUGACUUUUCUUCGGCCUAUUUAGAGAGAAUGAAAGCAUUGAGAUUACUCUUUCAAAAUAUUCUUGAAGUGGAAGAUCUGAUAAAAGUUUAUGAAGCAAGACUAACAGAAGAGGAGACUGUCCCGAUGAGUUUGGAGAAAAUAGAAUCUUACAGAGACAAUCUGCAGAAAAUGAAGAUGGAACUGGAUCAGAAGAAGAACUUAUUGACGUCGAUGCAGCAAAGUAUGCAGGAAUCUCUCCGAAUCAAUGAUGACAUAAUGCCAUCUUUCUAUAAGUGUGAUAUAGAUCUUGCAAAGUACAAUGAGAAAGUAACCCAGCUUACAGACCGAUGGCAGAGGAUCUACAAAGAAAUCGAUAGCAGGUAUUAUGAUUUAGAUAAAGAACGUAAGCAGCUCAGAGACUAUGGAGAUUUGUUUCAGAAGCUUAGUAAGUGGAUUGAUGUAACAAAACGCAAACAGGACGGGUUGCAAAUCAACAGGUAUGAGGAUACAAAUGUCCUUGUACAGCAGCUAAGUGAACAGAAGAACUUGUACUCAGAAAUAAAGAAUAAACGAGGCGAUGUUGAAGAGUACCAAAAACAUGCAGACCGCUGUGCAACAUCUGUAAAGGAUUACGAGCUACAGUUAGCAUCUUAUAGUGCUGGCCUGGAAACGCUGCUCAGUAUUCCGGUCAAGAGGCAAGUGGCACAAUCAAUUUCCACUACAAUUCUUCAUGAGUCUGCAGAUCUGCAGUCUCGUUAUAUAGAACUUCUUACAAGAUCUGGUGACUACUACAAGUACUUAAGUGAGAUGUUGAAGAGCAUGGAAGAAGCAAAGAUAAAAAACACAAAAAUAGAACUUUUGGAAGAGGCACUUAAAAAUGCCCAAGAUGAGAAUGCUGAUAGUAUACAGCAGAAGAAGUAUCUUGAUCAACAUUUAAGCCAGGUUCAGACUGAGUAUACAGACUUCCGGAAAAAGAUUGUCUUCCUAGAGGAGCAGAAAAGAAAUGCUGAAAUAGACCGCGAUGCCACAAAACACAGUCUGGAUGCACAACUUAUCCAAAUAAAAGAAAUCAAUGAGAAGAUAACAAGACUGACAUUUGAAAUUGAAGAGGAAAAGAGAAAGAGAAAAUUGGCUGAAAACCAAUGUGAUCAGCAAAAAGAUGAACAUGACAGUGCUUUCCGAAUGAAACAGAAGGAGCUUGAUGAAGCUCGCUGGCUGAAAUUGGAGCUUGAGAAAUCAAUCAAAGACAAGGAAAAAGAGAUAGAAAGGCUUAGGAGUGUAUUGCAGGAUGAGUCUUUAAAAAGGCAACAACUUGAAAGUGAACUAGUUCGGCUUAGGGACAACUUUGAGCGGGAAAACAGGAUGUUGAAGUCACAGAUUGAAAAAGAGGUUCACAUAAGGGAAACCACAGUUGAAAAGUUAACUAUUAAGAAGGAAGAUGAUGUUGCAGCUUUGAAUAUUCAGUUGGAAAAAGCUUUGAAAGAGAAAAAGAAUCUCCUGGAUGAAAUAAAUCGAUUAAGAAGUUCUGCCAAAGAAAUUGAGCUGAGUAGGAAAAGGGCAGAAAAGGAUAUUUUGCAGCAGAAAUCAGCUAGUGCUGAGGAAUCCAGAAAGAGGAGGGAACUUGAACUACAAAUAGAAACACUCACCAAAUUUAAAACUGAGGAAACUAUGAGGUUUAAAUCAUUUCAGGAGGAUACCUCCAAGGCUAUCCAAGACAAAACAAAGGAGAUUGAAAGGCUAAAGAUCUUGCUGGAGGAAGAAAUAAAUAAGCGAAAACAUUUGGAAAAUGAAAAUGAUAAAUUGAAACAAAUGCAAACUGAUUUUCAGAAGAAAGAUGCAGAAAAACUUACCAAAAUUAAAACCACAGAGCAAGAGUAUACAUUUAUAAAGAUAGAACAUGAAAGAAUAUCUAGAGAAAAGGCUGGUUUGGAAAAAGAAAUUGCACGCCUACAGAACAGUAUAAGGGAGGCAAACAAUACAAAAUAUAAGAUAGAUGAAGAACUGAUACAGCUAAGGAGGAAUAUCAUUGAAGAAACUGCAAAGAGAAAAAGUGCUGAAGAGGAGGUUAAACGCUUUGAACAGAAGUGUAGGGAACAUACAAGUUCAAUUACGCAGCUCACCCAUCAGAUUGAAGAAAUCUCAAUCUUGAAGAAGGCGGCUGAGAAUGAGCUCUCCGAGCAACGGAAUGCUUUGGACCAACAACGUAAAGAGAAGGCUAUCAGCACAGAGGAGUUGAAUAGAUUGUACACUGAUGUAGAAACGCUGCGUCGCCAGUUGAGUCAUGAGCAAGAGAAUGUGAGACAGGCUCAUCAGAAAAAUGAGUAUUUGCAGAAAACCAUUGAAGAGAAAAGCAAGGCUUUGAACGAAAGCAUAAGUGAAAUAGAGAGACUGCGUUCUAUUGUGGAAAAUCUCACAAAAGAACGGCUGAAGCUGGAAGAAGAAUUAAGAAAUUUGAAGACAGAAUUUGAUGAUUUCCGGAGAUACCAAAAUGAAGCUGAGGGUGAUAAGUCACAAACUAUCUCUGGGCUGAGGCUGCAGCUUGAACUAACUAACAAAAGAACAACUGACCUUCAAGGGCUAACUAAUGAGUUAAGGAAUGAGAGGGAAAAAUUGAAACUGGAAGUUGAAUCAUUCCAAAAGCAGGCUCUGGAGGCAACUGAUAUGAUUAAGCAGACACAAUCUGCUCAUAAAGACAUUAUUCAAGAAAAAGAAUCUCUGCUGCUGAAGAUCAAACUGUUGGAACAGGAUAAGGCUAGGCUUCAGCGUUAUGAAGAUGAACUCAGUCGAGUAAAGGCACUCCUCGAAGCUGAAUCCCGCAUGAAGCAGAGACUUCAGGAUGAAAUCGAUAUAGUCAGAACUGACGUAAGCUACUGGAAGAGUCAGGCAGAAGUGCAACAGUUAGAGAAAGGAAAAUCAAGUAGUGAGUUUGAGCGUUUGAAAGCUGAACUAGAUAGAUUGCAAACUGAACUGAGAAUGACUGAAGAAAGAUACAGACGGAAACUAGAGGAAAGUGAAAGAGCAAAGAGGAUGGAGCUGGAAGCACUCCAAGCUAAAACAAAAUUAGAAAUUGAAAAGCUCAGCCAGACACCGCCAACGUUCAACAAGCAGACUCAAACAGGUGAUAUGGUUUUGGUGGAGUCUGCAAAACUACUGUUUGAUGGAAUCCGUAAAAAGGUUACAGCAAACCAGUUGUAUGAUUGCCAGCUAAUUGAUAAAUCAACUUUAGAUAAACUGCUGAGAGGAGAAAAAACAGUGAUGGAUGUUUCAAAUGACAUUAAUUUGAAUCUUUGUGGGUUGGAGAAUAUAGCUGGAGUCUACUCCCAGUCAAAUGGAGAAAAACUCUCAAUGUCAGAAGCAACAAAAAAGAAUAUUCUUACUCCUGAUGUGGCCUUAUCACUUUUAGAAGCACAGGCAGCUACUGGAUUCAUCAUUGAUCCACACACAAACAAAAGGAUGACUGUGGAUGAAGCUGUUGCAACAGGCCUUGUGGACCAUAAAGACAGAGACAAACUCCUGGUAGCAGAGAAGGCUGCAACUGGGUUUAAAGACCCAUUCACAGGAAAAGUCAUCUCACUGUAUGAAGCAAUUAGGAAAAAUAUUGUUGACAAAGAGACGGGUCUUCGGUUGUUAGGGGCACAGAUUGCAGCAAGUGGAAUAAUUGAUCCCAUCAACAGCGUGUAUUUACCAAAGGAGCUUGCAUAUAAACGUGGGCUGAUUGAUGCAGAAAUGUAUCAAAAACUCACCUCUCCUUUCAAUGAAUCAAAAAUCUUUGUUGAUCCAAACACGAAUUCCAAAGUUUCCUAUCAGCAGCUAAAAUUAAACUGCAGAACAGAUCCUGGAACAGAUUUAUUACUGUUGCCUGUGCAAAAAUCAGAAAUAACGUUACCAGGAAUCAGAACACCUGUUCCAAUUCACAAUCUUGUGGAUGCUGAAAUUAUAGAUCAAACAACAAUAGACGGUCUUAACUGUGGACUGCUUACAAUAGAUGACGUCGCUGCCCGGUGUAAGGGCUAUCUGCAAGGUGACAGUAGUAUUGCAGGAGUGUUUGUUGAAGCCACGCGGGAGAAGCUGCCAAUAUACCAAGCCAUGAAGAAGGGUUUGAUUAGACAAGGUACAGCUUUUGAACUACUAGAAGCCCAGGCAGCCACAGGUCAUAUAAUUGAUCCAAUCAACAACCAAAGGCUGACUGUUGAGGAAGCUGCUGCAAGAAAACUUAUAGGUGUGGAGUUCAAAACUAAACUUCUUUCAGCAGAAAAGGCUGUUACUGGUUACAAAGAUCCUGAAACUGAGAAAACCAUCUCAUUGUUUCAAGCAAUGAAAAAAGGCUUGAUUGAACACAAUCAUGGUAUUCGCUUAUUGGAAGCCCAAAUUGCCACUGGUGGAAUUAUUGAUCCAAUGAACAGCCAUCGCUUGCCAGUUGACAUUGCUUACAAGCGUAAUUACUUUGAUGAAGAACUGAAUGAAAUCCUGGUGGAUCCAAGUGAUGACACCAAAGGCUUCUUUGAUCCCAACACAGAAGAAAAUUUGACCUAUCUUCAGUUAAAGGAUCGGUGUAUUACUGAUAAAGUCACAGGCCUUUGUUUGUUGCCUCUAAGAGAAAAGAAAAAGGAGCCUACAACUUCCAGGUCAUCUGCAGUGCGAAAGCGUAGAGUGGUUAUUGUAGAUCCUGAAACAGAGCGAGAAAUGACAGUACGCGAGGCAUAUCACAAAGACCUGAUAGAUUAUGAGACUUUCCUCGAACUUUCUGAACAGGAGGCAGAGUGGGAAGAAAUAACAAUUAAAGGAUCAGAUGGGAGCACAAAAACAGUGGUUGUUGACAGAAAAACUGGAAAUCAGUAUGACAUUGAAGAAUCGUUACAGAAAGGCAUAAUUGAUAAGAAGAGUUUUGAGGACUAUCGGGCCGGUACUCUGACACUUUCACAGUUUGUGGAUUUGUUUGCUGAUAAGGUUAAUCUUAGUGUAUCUAGAGUGAGCACUGUAAUGAACAGUAGUCCAGUUCCAUCACCAAGUUUAAAAAACACUUUUGAUUCUUUGGAGGAACCUACUCCCAUUGCAGCCAUCUUUGACGUUGAAACACUGGAAAAAAUAACAAUUUCUGAAGCCAUGCGUCGCAAUAUUGUUGAUACAAUUACAGGGCAGAGGCUACUGGAAGCCCAGGCCUGUACAGGAGGUAUAAUAAAUCCUGGAACUGGUCAGAAGCUAUCCAUUCAAGAUGCUAUAUAUCAAUGUAUCAUUGAUGAAGAGAUGGGAAAGCGAUUAAAACCAGCACAGAAAGCUUAUGUUGGUUUUGAUGAUGUGAAGAACAAGAAAAGACUCUCUGCAGCAGAAGCAAUGCAAGAGAGUUGGCUGCCAUAUGAAGCUGGGCAACGCUUCCUCGAGUACCAGAGUGCUACAGGUGGACUAGUUGUGCCAAAUAUUACUGGGCGAAUCACCAUUGAUGAAGCAGUAAGGAGAGGCUUGAUUAAUGCCAAAACAGCUCAGAAACUGCAGGAUAGCAGCAGUUACUCAAAAUGUAUCACCUGUCCCAAAACAAAAUUGAAGAUUUCGUAUAAGGAGGCAGUGGAUCGUUCAAUGGUUGAGGAUAAAACUGGCCUACGGAUGUUAGAAGCAACAUCGUUUUCUACUAAAGGAAUUAAUAGUCCAUACAAUGCAGGUGGCUUCUCUGGACCAAAUUCCCGACCAGGUUCCCGCUCAGGUUCCCGUCCAGGUUCCCGUCCAAGCUCAAGAAGUGGAUCAAGACGAGGAAGUUUUGAUGCCGGCUCUUCCACUUUAACUAGUAGUACUCAAAUAACCAUUAAAUCCUCUUCUAUUACACGCUAAUCAUUUAUUACAAAUAUCCCAAAUGUGGAUUUUCAAAAUGUGUGAAAGAUCCAAAUUUAUAUUCUUUUCAAAUGCUUUCAAAUAUGCUUGAUUAUACUCUGGUGCCCUGUUAAGAUCAAUAUCAGUUUUGUGCAAAAUGUUAACCUGAGUUGAGAUUAAAUAUUCAAAUCCAAAGGUUGCUGAUAUAAUGAGCAAUUCAAUGUAAAACCUUUACCAGAAGAGACUGCUGUUUCACAGAGCUAAUACUGUUAAUGUAUAGCAGUUUUAAAGUGGCAGAGAAUGGUGCCAAGAAAAUGGUCUGUUAAUGGUUUAUAUGGAGGGUUUUUGUUGUACAGCAUUGAUCACAGUCAUAGUUUGUUUCACACUACAGUAGAAAAUUUCUAUAGAUAUAAACUAAUUGAUCUUAAAUUGGUUCCAUUGUACUUGUGUAAUCUUAUACUGGCUUAUAAUGGGAUAUUUUAGCAGGUGGAAAGGAAAUUGUGCUUAGUUUUUUUCCCUACUGUUUUGAUGAAUAUUCAGUACAUGGCCAAAGAAUAUCUGUAUUAAUAAAAGGGGUGAAUCUUUCAAUUUGAAGCUUGCUGAAUUAUGAGAGUAUGUAUUUUUGCUUUUCAUAAUAAAGUUUCAUCAUUUGAAUUGU
Messenger RNA from Pristis pectinata (smalltooth sawfish), 8935 nucleotides. RefSeq names its product desmoplakin-like. The transcript has 24 exons. The record is from RefSeq and is a predicted model, not a curated record. Gene Ontology annotation, cellular component: intercalated disc; cytoskeleton; cytoplasm. Gene Ontology annotation, molecular function: structural molecule activity; protein binding. Lineage: Eukaryota; Metazoa; Chordata; Chondrichthyes; Rhinopristiformes; Pristidae. Gene Ontology annotation, biological process: intermediate filament cytoskeleton organization; wound healing; skin development. The coding region runs from base 136 to 8298 and encodes 2720 amino acids.